AUGGGGAAUGUAAGCAGCAAUGUUAGCAAAAGCCCAGUGGUUGCUAGGUCGAACUCAAGUGCGCCGGGAGUGCUGAGAUUAUACAAUUUGGGAGAUCAUAUAUUUCCAUACAAAGUCUCUCAUGGAACAGAGGUCUAUCCAAGCAUUCAUCUGGCAACAAAGAUUAACGAGGUCGAAAGGCUGAUUUCAAAACAUCUCUUGCUGUCACCAAGGCUGGAGGAGAUCACAAGCAGGGAGGUGGAUAUAUACUACAACAUCGUGAAUAGAGACAGCAUUGCUGAUGAUAUUCUGGCAAAAAGCGAUCAAACAACGCCACUGCACUACAAUGCGGCGGAGGAUGGCAACCAAAUGUAUAUGUGCAGGCAGUUUGUUGUUGAGCUGACAGAGGAAAUAGCCGAUGCCAAAGAUCUUCGAAUCCUGCAGGCAUGCUGCAACUAUUUAACAAGGAUUCCCAGGCAAAUUGGGGCUCUUAUCAAUCUCAAGGUCCUUGUUCUCUCAAAAAAUAGGAUCAGGAGUCUUCCUGAUGACAUUGGCCUGCUGAGGAGCCUGAAAGAGCUCAAUCUGUCUCAGAACAUGCUGUCUGAUCUUCCAAGAGGAACAUCUUCCCUUAAAAUACUGAAUGCACUUCACAUAGAUAAUAACAUGUUCACUGUUUUGCCAACAGUGAUUGGAAGGCUUCACGGGCUGAAGUAUUUGAAUGUUUCUAACAACAGGAUUCAAAGCAUCCCGCUUGAAAUUCUGAAGCUUCCGUUUUUGAUAGAGCUGAUGAGCAGUUCAUGUGACUUUGAUGCCAGAGACAUUGUUGAAUGUGUUGGAAGCCCCACUCUCAAAGAAACAUGCUCCAGGCAUUUGAUAAGAAACAAUUUGAAUGUGUACAGAGACAUCGAUGGGCCACUGGCAAGAUACAUUUUGUCGGUGCAGGAGUGUUCAUUCUGUGGAGGGCCGUUCUUUGAGCAAUACUAUCUGCAUAGGAGCAUGCAAGUGUUUGACUCUGAAAGGCUUCCUGUUGUAUACAAGAUUUGUUCGAGACACUAUAGCAAGCACGAGGACAGGAUUGCAGCUUUAUUCCUGGGACCCUUGAGAACAUAUCCAGAAAGACUUAUAAGAGAAAACAUGCCGUUUGUGAGUGAGCUGUUUAAUUCGUUUGGAUACAGCACAGAGCAGACGAGCGUUCUUGAACAAGGAUUGAACAACACCAGCUCAAUCACAAUGCCUCUUAUUUGCCUUUCAAGACGCAAAGAUCAUCAGCAAGAAGAUAUUAUUGAAUAG
Molecule: messenger RNA, 1269 nt
Organism: Ordospora pajunii
Lineage: Eukaryota; Fungi; Microsporidia; Ordosporidae
Exons: 1
Coding region: 1-1269 (422 amino acids)
Molecular function (GO): protein binding
Source: RefSeq, a predicted model, not a curated record